UAGCGCUUCAUACUUUCUCACACACCCAAAGGUCAGAGAGUCAGUGAAGGCAGUAUGAAGGUGUACGUUGCGCUUCGCCUGAUCUUGUGCUUGUAUUUACGCAAAGCUCUGGCGGAGAGCGAUUCCAGUGCGAUCCUUGAAGACAGAGACGUUCUAGUGCUGACAAAAAGCAAUUUCGAACGAGCUCUUCAACAGCACGAGCAGCUAUUGGUCCAUUUCUACGCGCCUCUUUCUGGACAGUCCCUUGGUUCCAUCCUUGAGUUUCGAGAAGCGGCCGGUGCACUGAAGGAAACCGAGUCUGAUUUGAGACUGGGAGGAGUGGAUGUGAAAAAGGAAAAAGAUCUUGCUGCAUCCCUUAACGUCAAAGUAAUACCAUCACUACGACUGUACCUGUCUGGAGACAAGAACAACCCAGUGUACUGUCCUGAUCUUAAGAGCUCCGCCUCCAUCCUAACGUGGCUUAAAAGAAGAAAAGGGCCGAGCGCUAACAUCAUCAGUAAUUUCACACAGCUGGAAAAAUUUAUAGGGGAAGAUGAGCUUGUUGUGCUGGGAUUAUUUAAGGAUCUCGAGGAAGGCAUAGUGAACGUGUUUUAUGAAACAGCCGCUGACAUUGCUGACCUGCCCUUUGGGGUAACAGGACAUGAUGAGAUCUUUAGCAAGUAUGAGAUUAGUGGAGAUACUGUUCUUCUCAUAAGAAAGUCUGAACCUGACAAGCAGUUUGAGAUGCGAAGCAGCACCGUGAAGAAAGAUCUCGCUCAAUUCAUCAGACUAUAUGAGAUGGAACUUGUGACUGAGUACAAUGGCAGGACAGCAUCUAAGAUCCUGAACUCAGAGGUGCUGAACCAUUUUCUUCUGUUUAUUAAUAAGACUGAGAAAGGAUUCGAAGAGAUAUACCAUGCUUUUAAAACCGCUGCAGGAAAUCUCAGAGGGAAGGUUCUGUUUGUGAUGAUUGACGUGAGCGAGGUACGGAACGGACGUGUUAUGGAGUAUUUCCGUGUGAGGUCAGAAGAGGCUCCUCAGGUCCUUAUGGUCAAUCUGUCAGACCACGUUCAAUACCAGCUCCCAUCUGAUCAGUUCGACACACAAACUCUUUUAGAGUUCUGUCUCAGUUACCUGGGUGGGAAAGCUAAGCCUAAGCUGCAAAGUGAGCCAAUUCCUGAAAACUGGGACACACAGCCAGUGAAAGAGCUGGUUGGGAUGAACUUUGAAAAAGUGGCUUUUAACCAUAAUAAAACCGUCAUUGUCUUGUUCUAUGCACCGUGGAGCAGUGAAAGUCGUGCUCUGUUUCCACUGUGGGAGGAGCUUGCUGAACAUUUUAGUGAAAAAGAUGAUGUUGUCGUUGCCAAAAUUGACAUUACAGCCAACGACAUAAACCUUCAUCUAGGAGAAAAAUACCCAUCGAUCAAAUUUUUUCCUGCUCUUUAUUCAGAGAGGGUAGUGCCAUAUUCUGGCAAGAGGAAGCUGAAACCUAUAAUAACAUUUAUGAAAAAAGAGAUUGAAAAAGCCAAGACGGACAAGGCAAAGGAGGAGGAACGGAGGAAGAAGUAUCUGAAUGAACAGAAGGCUGCAGUAAAAGAAGAACUCUGAUCAUUCAAUGUAACGGCUAUUAGAACAGCUUUAUUGAUUUGUUUUGAACGUUUUAGGUGUAUACGACCAUUCAAAGGUUUGGGAUCGGAACAAAGUUUAGUAUGCUCUCAGAUGCUACGUCGAUUUGGUUGGAAAAACAGUAAAAAGUAAUAUUUUCAUAUAUUUUAAAAUGUAAUUUGAUGCAAAACUGAGUUGUCAUUACUCCAGUCUUCAUUCUAAGGUGCUGAUUAUCUGCUAAGGAACAUUUCUUCUUAAAUUGUGCUCCCAAAUGUUUUUGUGGAACCCAUGACAUAAAUAUAUUAUAUAUAUAUAUAUAUAU
Puntigrus tetrazona (Sumatra barb) is the source of this 1906-nucleotide messenger RNA. RefSeq lists its product as uncharacterized. The transcript is spliced from 11 exons. Gene Ontology annotation, cellular component: endoplasmic reticulum. Lineage: Eukaryota; Metazoa; Chordata; Actinopteri; Cypriniformes; Cyprinidae. Bases 55 to 1587 code for a protein of 510 amino acids. The record is from RefSeq and is a predicted model, not a curated record. Gene Ontology annotation, biological process: protein folding; response to endoplasmic reticulum stress.